CUUAACGCGUUUAUUUUGUGCCAGAUACCUUUUUAAAUCGUUUAUGUGUAAACUUUUUUGCGUUUACCUACCUAAAUAAACGUACAUUUCGAUUGAUAAAUGUGGGGAAGUUUAGGGAACAUUUCUUGGCAAAGUGGGCAAAAGUUUCAGCACCUUGAUGGCGAUAAAGUCUGAAAUGUUGUUUCAUUUGUUGUUUAUAAUAUUUGGGGUGAACAGUUUGGAAGUGCCUUGUAAUAAGACGGAGUACUUUGAGCCAAGCCUGAUGUCGUGCCAGGCCUGCCCUGCCAAUGUUUCUCUCGUCGCGACGGUAGAAGGGUUCUCUUGCACUUGCGAGGAUCACAGCGUGCCUGCCGGCAUCGCAAGGUGCAAGCCGUGCAACGCCACCGAGGUAGUCUCUGCCGAUGGAUCCACGUGCGUGCCCAGAAAGUGCCAGAAUAAUUCUGGCAGAGUCGUCUGUAGGAAAUGCCCUAGCAAUGAUUAUAUUUCUGUAACUCAAAACCUCGACGGUUCACCAACAAAAGAAGUUCUCUGCAUAAAAUGCGCGCGCGGCUUUAAACCGUUGAAUAACGCCUGCGUACGAUGUGACGGAUGCGUUUGCGCACGCUCCGAUGUGGUCGUGGGAGGAGCGUGCGUCCCCAAGCGAUACGUCUCGGAGCGGCCUAAGUACGAAGACAGUCGCAUCCACCCUUCAGUUCUGAUGGAUAUUGUGAAAUAUGAGUAUCGGUGUACGAAAGGAGACGUUUUGGCCUGUCGGCUGUUAGCUGGUGAAUGUGUCAGAAAUUUUUAUAUUACGGACCUUGGGGGGCCUUGCAGACUUUGGCUACAAACGAAGAUGGUUACUCCAAAAGGUUUGCCGAAACUCUUGAUUGACCCGACUUCAAAUGACUUUAGGCCUGGAGAAUUUGUUAUGCCAAAGGCAAAGAAUUUAUCAUUGGUGUUAGCAGUUUACACUUCUGAAGGAGGUUUCAAACUCAUCGACUCUACUGACGACCGAUGGUCACCAUGUUCUUUGCCAUUUGUAAUACAAAUCGGGAAAGAUUUUUCAAGGGAUUGUGAUUUUAACUUCACAAAGUGGUCUCAGAUAAUUUUAAAUAGCACUUUUGCUCCGUACGUCUACAUGGAUGAAGUGUUAAAGCCUCUACCUCUCACAGUACGCACUCCCAGCGAUAAUUAUAUUCAGAGAGGGUCCUGGAAGUCGGCAGAUUUCAUGCGAUACUUUGUCAUGCACAGCGUCCUCUCGUCGACCACCAAUGUCACCAGCACUGUCUACCUACGAAAACUCUCCGCCAGAGUUCGGGUAGAAAGAGACAAAAAUCAGGCUAGUUCUCUCAGACUACACGUCAAUAUUGAGGUUCGGUAUGCGAGUAAGUCACCCCUGUCUCAAUCUGUGACCACUACACUAAGUGUUCAACACGAAUUGCCCAGUGCUGGGAUCUUCAGAGGAUUGGAGAUAUGGGGCGGCGUGUUAGGCACACUCCUGUCACUGUACGCGAUAGUGCAGUGGCGCGGAGAGAUGCGUAGGGGUGGCCUACAUUUCUCCUUUGUGCCGCUGAUGGCUGGCUCCAUUUCUGAUGCACUAUAUUUCGCAGCCUGGUUUUCAACUCUACACGCUCUCGCCGCGGAGGCAUCCCUCGGCAUGACUCUACCCUUGUCGAGAUCUGAAGAGAGGGUGAUUAGGGCCUUUGUGUACUCCGCCGUUUCGUUAAAGGCCAUCAAGGUAGUCUGGCUAAAUUGGAAACAAUGUAGAUGUGAUAUUUUCUUCCUUGACUGGUCGGAGUAUAAUAUAACACAUAAAGAUGCCAAUGUCACUAACGAUGACGGUAGUUGGAGAGUGACGACUCUAGCGAGAGAGUGGAAUCGCUUGCAGGCGCAGAGGAGAGCGCCUCCGAGCUAUGUCGUUACUUUAGCUCUCCUUAUUCUGCAGCUCAUAAACCCAUGGCAAGCCUAUCUGCCUGCAAGCAAAGGCUACCGAUGGGCAGUCACGAGCAUCGCAUGGGUUUCUUCCUACGUCCUGCUGAUGGGGCUACGGUGGACCCUGGAUAAAGCAGCUGGAGCCCCGUCAGCUGUUUUGACGAGGGUGUGCAGGGGCACUGGCAUGUCAUUGCUAGUCUUUCAAGAAGAAUACUACGCGCAUUAUGUGCAUGGCAGGAACGAUGACAACAAAGACCUCAGAUUAAUGGCUGGACCUCUCGCGAUGUGUCGCGUUGUCAUGGCUCCCCAAUUAAGGAUUGUGUAUAAGCAACUAUCUUCUCCUGGGCUGGAUGACUUGGGCAAUAUCGAUGCGCGACGAGUUGUUUUGACAAGGCUUUUAGCUGCCUUCUUCGAAAGAGCCCUAGACGGCCUCAACUGGGUGGCUAGUGAAAGGACGGUGCCAGAGCGACUGAUGGACGUAGAGCUGACGGAGCGGGAGGCAGGCACCACCAGCGUUCUCCUCUAUGAUCCUGGGGACUCAGCUCCGUCGUGUAUGGCAGUCACUUGGUGGGGCGAGGAAUGGAGUUUAGGCACGUUUGAUGCUAUGCUAUUUGGCUGCGUUGUGCUCGCAACGGAAGAUCCAUUAUUAGCAGCCUUUGUUACUUUAUUGGCGUGGCAGAUUAUGAAAAGAACAAGAACUUGGUUUGGGAUCAGAAAUCAGAUACUAAAAACUAAUGUUGAUGAAAAGAUAUAAAAAGUACUAACCAAUAAAUAAAUGAAACGUAAAGCGAAUAGCUCCGAGAAUAACGCCAUUGGUUUCAGUGUGCACGAAAAUGAGUGCUUUGAUAGCGUAUGUAGUAGUGACUACAGUUACAAUAAUUGGAACUAGGAUCAAUGGCGGUAGUGGAUCAGAAAUGGUACAGAAGCCUGCACUAAGGUGCCACUUACAAAGCGAAGUGAGCGAUGAUGAAUCAGAUAUCGACUGCUCGGUUGGCAUGUACGAUGAUGCCUCUACCACCAAGAGCACAAGCACAACUACCACUGUUAGAGUCAUUGUAAUACCACGAGGACCAUUUUAUGACUUCGUAGUAAAUAUUUGUCAAGCGCUUUUGCAUAAUUUUCUGGUAGACAAAGUUCGUAGAUACUUUAUUGUAUUAAGCAAAAGUCUGGAAGGAUUGGGAUCCGGCAGGUUCAUGAGGAAAAAAAUUGAAAAGUUUUCCGAACAUUUUGAAAGAUCAUCAGACUUAAGAGGUGAGUUGUUAAGAAUAAAAGUACAGAACUUCCUCGAUAUUAUAUCUAGUGGAAAACCAAUGGUAAAUGAAUUCUUCCAAGCAAUGAAUGCGAUCUAUUCUGUUCGCGACGACACCAAAAUGGAUGAUUAUAUUUAUCU
Messenger RNA from Ostrinia furnacalis (Asian corn borer), 3301 nucleotides. RefSeq lists its product as uncharacterized. Gene Ontology annotation, cellular component: MKS complex; ciliary transition zone. The coding region runs from base 158 to 2665 and encodes 835 amino acids. Lineage: Eukaryota; Metazoa; Arthropoda; Insecta; Lepidoptera; Crambidae. The transcript is spliced from 20 exons. Gene Ontology annotation, biological process: cilium assembly. The record is from RefSeq and is a predicted model, not a curated record.